Messenger RNA from Brassicogethes aeneus, 507 nucleotides. The record is from the annotation of a GenBank genome assembly. NCBI's taxonomy places the organism in Eukaryota, Metazoa, Arthropoda, Insecta, Coleoptera, Nitidulidae.
AUGGAUAUAAUAGACACAGUUUUGCAUUCUUGUCGAGCGGAAAAGUACAUUGAUAAAUUCAAGGAACAUGGGGUUACAGAUAUGCAUACCUUAAAAGUAUUGUCCUAUGAAGAUUUGAAAAUUAUUUUGGGUGAUGAAGACGAGCUUAAUCAGAAAGUUUUGAACACAAUUAAUAAUCUGCAGUUACCAACAGAAAAGACUAUAAGUAGGGUUAUCGAUAAAGAAUAUGUUAGUCUGGUUUUAAGUCAAAUAAGCUUGCAAAUGCACAAGCAUUUUGCCAAUUUAGCUAUAGCAGCACGUAGGGAAGAUGUUGUAGUUUGUGAUAUAAAACUUAAACCCACAGUACUUUGUUUAAAUGAAUCUCUUAAAUCGUUAGAAAAAACAUUGAACAAAUUUGAUAAAAAUGUUGUUGGGAGGAGAAAGAAAAACAUGAUUAAAUAUGUUGUUCCAGUUAUAUUAGUUACCAGUUUAUUAAUUUUCGCAUGUAAAAAAUUUAUCAAAUUAUAA